Molecule: messenger RNA, 2000 nt
Organism: Chelmon rostratus (copperband butterflyfish)
Lineage: Eukaryota; Metazoa; Chordata; Actinopteri; Chaetodontiformes; Chaetodontidae
Gene: cmbl
Product: carboxymethylenebutenolidase homolog (Pseudomonas)
Exons: 6
Coding region: 116-853 (245 amino acids)
Molecular function (GO): hydrolase activity
Source: RefSeq, a predicted model, not a curated record
ACUCCAGAUUGUUUCCUCUGUUGUUGGAAAAUCGUGAAACAAUACGGUUUGUCUCUGAUCUUUGCAGCUUGAUCUUCAAAUUCUUGAAUAAGGAGAACAGUAGAUACUGAAAAAGAUGGCAAAUGAAGCCAAGCCAUGCCCCUGUGAUAUUGGUGAUCGGAUGGACUAUGGGGGGCUAGGCCAGGAGGUCCAGAUCGAACACAUCAAAGCUUAUGUAGUGAAACCAUCCUCUGCAUCUGACAAGGCCAUCAUUGUCAUACAAGACAUCUAUGGGUGGCAGCUUCCCAACACCAGAUACAUGGCUGACAUGCUGGCUGCCAAUGGAUACAUUGCUGUCUGUCCAGACUUCUUUGCUGGAAAGGAGCCGUGGAGUCCAUCACAUGACUGGUCCAAAUUUCAGGAGUGGCUGGAGGACAAAAAGCCAUCAAACAUAAACAAGGAGGUGGAUGCAGCGCUGAGGUUCCUGAAGGAGCAGUGCGGGGCCAAACACAUUGGAGCAGUGGGCUUCUGCUGGGGAGGGGCUGCCACGCAUUACCUUGCACUGCAGUAUCCAGAGGUCAAAGCUGGAGUGUCAGUCUAUGGGAUCAUCCGUGAAAGAGAGGACAGGUAUGAGCUGAAGAGUCCAACGCUGUUCAUCUUUGGGGAGAAAGAUGAGGUUAUCCCACUCGACCAGGUGAGUGUCCUUGAAACAAAGCUGAAGGAGAAAUGCACAGUGGGUUACCAGGUGAAGAUCUUUCCCGGUCAGACUCACGGGUUUGUCCACCGCAAAAGAGAGGACAUCAACCCCGCAGACAAACCCAGCAUCCAGGAAGCCAGGACAGACAUGCUCAAGUGGCUCAACAAGUGCAUGUAAACGGCCAGGAUAAGCUGCAUGAGACGUAUCAGCAAAGGGAGUAAGAGUCAGUCACACACAAACACGUUGCAAAUGGUACUUUUAAUCAUGUUUCUGCACGUACCAGACCAACUAACACGAAAGGAUGAACACCAAGAUCAAAUGUGAUAUGUAGAGGUACCAUUUACAGCGAGCUGAGGUCAGUCAUUGUUUGUCAUAAUUUUAGUUUGAUUGGUGACAUUCCAGUUUUCCAUGCGCUUCCUCAUGGUUGUAUUUCAGAGGUCUAGAUGUUUGGAUACUAAAGAACUGUGAUUGUAUGUGAUUUUGACUUCAAAUGAAAUGUGAAUUUAAAUUGUGGAGCCAAACCUGUUUAGUACUUCUGCUUUGUGCCAAGAACAAAUAUGGAUGCACUAUGUUGUCUUGUUUAUGUAAGAACACAAGAUUUUAUAACAUUCAUAGCUCAUUAUCAGCUUGGCAAGUUAUUGAAAAUUCUCAAGUGUAAUAAGACAUGUAAUGUACGCCUGACAUGAAAUACACAAAGAUCAAUAUUAUCGGGUUCAGUAUUGGUGGUUUGAAAUCAGAACUACAGAGUCUGGAAAUUUCAACUGACCAACAUUUUAAUGGUGACUUUGAUACGACAACAGCUUGAACAUUUUGUAUCAAACGAUAAAUAGCAAUAAGCAGUGCGUUUUGGACAUGGUUCUUGGGGAAGUGCCUAAAACCUCAGAACAGCUCGGAAAACUUAAAGUGUUCCAGGAGGCCUUCAGUCCUCGCUUUCUCCCGGGCUUCGGAUGUCGUCAAUCUUCAGGAUCAUCUUGACCACCUGAGUGGCCAGCAAGAUCUGCUGCUUCUUGCCGAUCAGGGUCUCGACCACAUGUUGCUGCUUCAUGUCUGCGUGUGAGCAAAACAAAAAAAGCCAUUUGAUAUCAUGUCGUCUUGCUUUGACUUUGAAGUGCAGUGUUGUGAUUGUCUGACAGCUGGUUCCUUACCAUUGGUGUUGUUGUGCAGACAGUCGAUGCCAAGGAAGGGGUUGGUCUCUCUGACCUGUUUGGCCCUGACCUCUGUCAUGGUCUGGAUAGGGUUCAGUCCACUGUUCUCAGCCAGUGCCAUUGGGAUAACCUCCAGAGCAUCAGCAAAAGACCUCAUGGCAUACUGCUCCAAUGAUGGG